Molecule: messenger RNA, 540 nt
Organism: Acanthamoeba castellanii str. Neff
Lineage: Eukaryota; Discosea; Longamoebia; Acanthamoebidae
Exons: 4
Coding region: 1-540 (179 amino acids)
Biological process (GO): protein import into nucleus
Cellular component (GO): cytosol; nucleus
Molecular function (GO): nuclear import signal receptor activity
Source: RefSeq, a predicted model, not a curated record
AUGCAGCAGGACCCAGCACAACAGGCCACGCCAUUUGGCGUCGUGGUGCCCGGCAAGCCGGUCAUCACCACCGCACAGGCCAUCAGCCCUGGCCGAUGGACCGUCCUCAUCCCUGACGCUCAGGCCAUACGCCAGUUGACUGUGUUCCUCACUCAACCCAUCCAAGACCCGUCGUUCGGACUGACGGUGUACAUCAGCCCGCCGCCCUACCAGGAGUGGCUCUAUCUGGGCGCCGUCUCCAACAACCUCCCCUCCAACAUUCUCCAACCCUUCCAGGCCCAGCUCGGGAUUAUGUUGGAGCCGUCGUCAGAGAUCGUGAAGAAGGUGAGCCCGGUGCCGCCACAGGAAGAGGAGUACCGGCUGUUCGCCAAGUUCAUCGCCGACGACCUGUUCCGAUUCAUGGAGAGCUUCAACAAGCAGACCGACACGCGGAACGAACUGCUGCUCAUCCCGACCAAGGUGCUCGACAUGUGGUACGAGAAGUUCAACACCAAGUUCAAGCACGACCCCUUCUUCUGGACGAGGAAGGACAAGUCCUAG